AUGAGGGUAGCCUUAGAAUCUAACAAAACUGUCAGGAACAUCAAGAGGGUAGCCUUAGAAUUUAACAAAACUGUCAAGAAUAUCAGAAGGGUAACCUUAGAAUCUAACAAAACUGUCAGGAAUAUCAAAAGGGUAACUUUAGAAUCUAACAUAACUAACAAGAACAUCAGGAGGGUAACCUUAGAAUCUAACAAAACUGCCAGGAACAUCAGGAGGGUAGCAUUAGAAUCUAACAAAACUGUCAGGAACAUCAGGAGGGUAACCUUAGAAUCUAACAUAACUGACAGGAACAUCAGUAGGGUAGCCUUAGAAUCUAACAAAACUGUCAGGAACAUCAGGAGGGUAGCCUUAAAAUCUAACAUAACUGACAGGAACAUCAGGAGGGUAGCCUUAGAAUCUAGAAAAACUGUCAUGAACAUCAGAAGGGUAGCCUUAGAAUCUAACAAAACUGUCAGGAACAUCAGGAGGGUAGCAUUAGAAUCUAACAAAACUGUCAGGAACAUCAGGAGGGUAACCUUAGAAUCUAACAUAACUGACAGGAACAUCAGUAGGGUAGCCUUAGAAUCUAACAAAACUGUCAGGAACAUCAGGAGGGUAGCCUUAAAAUCUAACAUAACUGACAGGAACAUCAGGAGGGUAGCCUUAGAAUCUAGAAAAACUGUCAUGAACAUCAGAAGGGUAGCCUUAGAAUCUAACAAAACUGUCAGGAACAUCAGGAGGAUGACCUCAGAAUCUAACAUAACUGACAGGAACAUCAGAAGGGUAGCCUUAGAAUCUAACAAAACUGUCAGGAACAUCAAAAGGGUAGCCUUAGAAUCUAACAAAACUGUCAAGAACAUCAGAAGGGUAACCUUAGAAUCUAACAAAACUGUCAGGAACAUCAAAAGGGUAACCUUAGAAUCUAACAGAACUGUCAGGAACACCAGGAGGGUAGCCUUAGAAUUUAACAAAACUGACAGGAAAAUCAGGAGGGUAGCCUUAGAAUCUAACAUAACUGACAGGAACAUCAGGAGGGUAACCUUAGAAUCUAACAUAACUGUCAGGAACACCAGGAAGGUAGCCUUAGAACCUAACAUAACUGUCAGGAACACCAGGAGGGUAGCUUUAGAAUCUAACAUAACUGACAGGAACAUCAGGAGGGUAACAUUAGAAUCUAACAUAACUGACAGGAACAUCAUGAUGGUAGCCUUAGAAUCUAACAAAACUGUCAGGAACAUCAGGAGGGUAACCUUAGAAUCUAACAUAACUGACAGGAACAUCAGGUGGGUAACCUUAGAAUCUAACAAAACUGUCAGGAACAUCAGGAAGGUAACCUUAGAAUCUAACAAAACUGACAGGAACUUCAGGAGGGUAACCUUAGAAUCUAACAAAACUGUCAGGAACAUCAGGAGGGUAGCCUUAGAAUCUAACAUAACUGACAGGAACAUCAGGAGGGUAGCCUUAGAAUCUAACAAAACUGUCAGGAACAUCAGGAGGGUAGCCUUAGAAUCUAACAAAACUGUCAGGAACAUCAGGAGGGUAGCCUUAGAAUCUAACAAAACUGUCAGGAACAUCAGGAGGGUAGCCCUGGAAUCUAUGAAACUGACAUCUUUUUGUCAGCUGAAAAAAUAA
This is a messenger RNA of Mytilus californianus (California mussel), 1611 nucleotides long. Its product is annotated as translation initiation factor IF-2-like. The record is from RefSeq and is a predicted model, not a curated record. The transcript has a single exon. NCBI's taxonomy places the organism in Eukaryota, Metazoa, Mollusca, Bivalvia, Mytilida, Mytilidae. The coding region runs from base 1 to 1611 and encodes 536 amino acids.